UUAGGAAGUUUAAAGAGGGACUAAUAGGGAAAAAAGGGUUAUGGAGCACCACCAGACAGUUCAACGCCCCCCGGAAGGGCAGAAAGGGCACCCCAGGUUGGUGGACAACUGUUUGGUGUACGUCUACCAAUUUUAAACUUUAUAUUCUAAUUUUAAAUCAACACUAAAUCUUCAAAAUUUCCUAUUUCCAUAAAUUUUACUAACCCUUUGAGAAAAACUAUUUAUCUCCAAAUGGUUAAAUAUACCCAGAAAUCACCAAAACAUUUACAAAAGAGCCCAAAACAUAGAUAUGUGGGAUGAGUAGAGAGAUUCUUGACUGCUUGAAACGUGAACGAGAUAUUUGGGUUAAAACCAUAAUACCCAGCCAAAAUACGGCCUUCAUGUAUAGACCCCCGCGUAAGUUCAGUAACAUGAACAGUUCAUAUCGGGGUAUUUAAAUAAAAUUUCACGUUACGUAACUCAACAUGUUUUCAUUCAGGUCAGAGAGUAGACAUGGCUUGGCAGGAUUGACCCGUUACUAUAUGCCUUUCCUUCCCUGAUUUGGUUAUCGACGGAUAAAGAUAGGGUUCUACCACCUAGCUCUCUGUAUAACCCGUUCGAAAACUACGGGUUAACAUUACCACUCACAGACGAUUUAAGUCACGCCAAGGUAACAUUUGUCAGUCAUGCUGAGCGAAGGAAGAACGAAGAAAAAGCGGGACUGUUGCCGAGCGAGGACGAAGAUAUGUUUGUUAGUUACAUCAGGAAUAUUUCUUCUUGUACUCGGCACCGUGUGUUUCACCCAAGCAAACAAAUGGAUACAAUCGAUUAUAAACUCGCAGCUUGUUAUAAAACCGAGCUCUGCUCUGUAUGAGCAAUGGAGGUCACCUACUGUGCCUGUUCGGAUGCAGUUCUACAUGUUCAAUGUAGAGAAUCCACUGGAGGUAAAACAGGGAGGCCACCCUUAUGUCAGUCAGAAAGGACCCUACUGCUACAGGGUUCAUCAGACCAAGAAGAACAUCACUUGGAACAACAAUUACACGGUUUCGUACAACAAGUUUACCAAGUAUGUCUUUGAUACCGAUUGCUCCUGUUCCUCGUGUGAUCCGUACACAAAUACAGUCACACUGCCUAAUGUACCGCUGGUUAUUCUAUCAGAAGUUUCCAAAACCUAUCCUGGAUCAUCGAUGAUAUUUAGCAUCAUUUUCGAACGUUUCAAGGAAGAGUUCUUUAAGAUAACUACUGUUGACGAGUUACUGUGGGGAUACCAAGACCCCGUGUUCGAGUUUUUUGCCGAGAUCAAGCGCAAGUAUCACUUAUCUUUUCUUCCAGAUAUCGACCCUAUUUUCCGGAUGAUGGAUAACAACAGUCUAGAUGGCGUCGUGACUACUUACACUGGGGCAUCAGACAUCAGCCGAGCUGCAGUCUGGACCGAGUGGAAGGGAAAACCCAAUGUAGGUUUAUGGAACUCAUCCUGGGCAAACAUGCUCAACGGAAGCGACGGUAUGCAAUUUCCUCCUCAAACCAGCACCGAUGAUACGCUGUACGCGUUUUAUGUGCAGCUGUGUAAGUCCAUGCGCUUUGUAUAUGGUUCGCAAACAACUGUUCACGGCGUGGACACGUUGAGGUUUACAUACCCCGAAGAGUUGUGGCAAAACGCAAGUGUUAACCCUGCAAACAGAGGCUUUUGUCCUAAUGGGUGUUUUCCAAGCGGGAUACUUGAUGCAAGCGUUUGUAAAGACACUCCUGUUGCAGUGCCAGCGAUAGUUGCCUCUGAACCCCAUUUCUAUCAAGGUGAUCCAUCUCUGGUCAGUAAUGUAGGAGGCUUAGACCCAAUAAAGGAAGAACAUGGCACCUUUUUCGACAUUGAACCGCACUUUGGUCUCCCUCUUCAUUUAAGUUUACGGCUUCAACUAAACGUGAAUAUUAAACCUACAAAAUAUAUUCUACAAAUGGCAGGCGUCAAAGAGGUGAUACUGCCCAUCGUGUACUUAAACAACAGCGUGUCAGUGGAUGCGUCAACAGCCAACACUAUGAAACAAGUCUUGACUGCCAUGAAAGCUGUUCCUUGGGUCUCGGGAACGUUGAUUUGUAUCGGGACUAUUGAACUUGUGAUCGCCUUUUGCUGGAUCUUAAAGCGACUAAAAGAAAGAUCGCACGUUAACGAUGAGAGGACACCACUGAUUGCAAAUGGGGAAUCCACUAGAACGUAAUUUACUUUAAUUUUUAGCAUGCUUAGAUAGUUUCUUUAUAUAAUUAAUUUUGUAUCGUGGAGGUAACGCGCGCACAAAAUAUAGCUGAAUAUAUAAUCAAUCUCCGCUUUAUAUAUAUUUGCUAUAUUCCACUUCUUCUUAUGACCAAUGAGACUCGAUGUGCUGAUAGAACGGCUUAUCAAUCUCUCAGUUUAAACCUCGGUUUCAUUCUUCAUCGAUUUUAUUCCAAAACACCUACUUUGAUCAUAAAAAAUUUCACUCACAAAGUCACGAACGUUGUCGCGUUAUCGUGCCUAGCCCUGAUAAAAACGUUUUUUUUCUUUUUUUCAUUGCUCGUAGAUAGGAGAACGCGGUUUUGUUACAAGCUGCGAGUUGAUAAUCGACUGACCGAGUACAAGCCGGCAGAAAUAUUCCUGAUACCAGCGUAAAACACAUCUUUUUCCUCGCUGUAGGGCAGCCGAAAUUUUCCAUGCCCCUCCAAUGGCGCGCCAAUUUCAAGUGUUGACCAGAAUUUGUACGCCCACUCAUGCAUAUUUGUGGUUUCAGCUUACACUGCAGAGGUUACACGGCGAGCAGAUCUCUAAAUUAGCUCGUGUUUUAGUCGCACAGGAAUGAUUGGCAAUUCGGGUAUGACAAAAGGAAAGCCAACUGGAUGACACUGCAGUGUCGGGAGCAUCGGAAAAGUGUAAUUCCUCCCCCCGGGGGGG
Molecule: messenger RNA, 2899 nt
Organism: Orbicella faveolata
Lineage: Eukaryota; Metazoa; Cnidaria; Anthozoa; Scleractinia; Merulinidae
Product: lysosome membrane protein 2-like
Cellular component (GO): membrane; cytoplasm
Molecular function (GO): scavenger receptor activity
Source: RefSeq, a predicted model, not a curated record